This is a messenger RNA of Penicillium canariense, 1047 nucleotides long. RefSeq names its product Yae1 family protein. Bases 1 to 1047 code for a protein of 348 amino acids. The transcript has 3 exons. The record is from RefSeq and is a predicted model, not a curated record. Lineage: Eukaryota; Fungi; Ascomycota; Eurotiomycetes; Eurotiales; Aspergillaceae.
AUGCGAUGCUUCCGCGCUCCUCUCGUCGUCGGCGCCUUCACUGUGGCCGUUGCGGCUGUACCGCACGUCUCACGCGCGAUCCUCGCGUAUAGAAGUCCACAGUGGGACCUGCGCCUCCUCAGCGAGGCCGUCCCCACCUGCAACCCGGACGACUCCAACAUCGACCUCAGCAUCUACUACCGCUACGGCCGGUACAAUCGGACGUGCGAGGCGCUGGGGGCAGAGUAUAAUUCAACCAAUGUCAUGACAACCUCGGCAAACACCGAUUCCAGCUCUGCGCCUUCUGCCCCACCCUCGCCCGCCACGACAAUGAGCUCCGGACACACAGAUGCGGCAGCACCGCAUCCCGCAGUCGACAAUUCUCUCGACGACAUCUUCGGCUCCUCGCCGCCCGAGACUCGGGAGGUGCCAGUGCCGAUGAGUGCACAGAGAGAGUCUGCCGGUAGGGCCGAACCAUCCGACCUCCCUUCUCUCCGUCGCCAGCAUGUGACCGCGGGGUACCGCGACGGAGUCUCAACCUCGAAAGGAGAGCACGUCCAGCGCGGCUUUGACGCCGGGUUCCCGGUCGGAGCCCAAUUGGGCAUGCGGGCCGGGACGAUACUGGGUAUUCUAGAAGGGCUUACGCGAGGACUGGAGGACCGGUCUGGCUCGGGCGUGGUGAAGAAGCCCACUCGGGGCGUCGCGGGGUCAUCGUCGGCACGGCCUGACGAGACACAGUCCGCGGAGACGGUUGCCGCACGCCGCCGUACGAGAGAGCAUGUCCUCAGGUUAUACCAGGAAGCUACCAAAGCACUCGAUGUGCAGUCCGUCUUCGCAGGCUUCGAAGCAGGGGCCGGAUCUGGAUCCGGAUCUGCGGGAAAUACCCCCGGUGCGCAAGCAGGGGAGCCCGCCGAAGCGCAACUCGGACGAAAGGGCGACGCAGUCAUUACGCAGUGGGAGCAACGAGUUGCCGUGCCACAGUGGGAGAAGAACAUGGAAGCUCUCGAGAUGAAGGAAAGCCAGAGAGAAAAAGAGGGAACCCAGGGCGCCGCGGCCAAGCGGAGUUGA